CAAAAGAACAAAUUUACAGGGUACGAUUUAUUUUCAUCAUGUGAAGGAAUCAGAUUUUAAGCCAAAUCGUUAUUAUACUUGUACUGCUGAAAAUACGAAAUUGAAAGAUUAUAAAUUUGGUAGUCAGUUUCGUUUAGAUGUUACAAAGAAUCGACGACGAGCAUUAACAUCACCAAUUCCACCUGCCGAACAGUACGUCAAUCAAAGCUCACCAAUUGCUCUGCAAGGAACGUUGCAUAAAUUACAUUGCUUCUUUAGUGGUUUUCCAGAACCAAAACCAGUUUGGCGACACAAUGGUGUUGAUAUACGCGAAGAUGAUCCGAAAUAUAGUUUUGAAGCAUAUGGCAAAACAUUGGUAUUUAAUGUAACGAUAGAAAGUGCUGGCGUUUAUGAAUGCACAUUUCAGGCACAAUCGAGUCUUGAUCGAAGAUUUAAUGUGAUUGUUGAAGCUGCCCCAUAUUGGCUGACAGGUCCACCACCAAAUAAACGAACAAGUGAAGGUGAAGAUGUUACAUAUGAUUGUUCAGCUAGUGGUAAACCAACGCCCACUAUUACAUUUUAUAAAAACGGUGUUGAAAUGAAAGAGAAAGAAAGUAAUAAAGAUCGGAAUUGGGCGAUUGAUGGCAGUUUAUUAACAUUAUAUAAUGUAAAGAAAGGAAUACAUGGUAAUGGUGAUAAUGCGGUUUAUCAGUGUAAAGCUGAAAAUAAACAUGGUUAUGUAUGGGCGAAUUUUUAUUUGAAUUUAUUAGCAUUCAAACCACAGUUAUUGUCCGAUUCGGGAGAAAUAGAAGCAGUUAUUGGUCAACAAGUAAUAUUAACAUGCAAAUUUUUUGCUUCACCGAAUGUUAAUAUAACUUGGGAAAGUAAUGUUUUAAAUGGUAUUGCGCAUCAUAUAUCACCAGCAGAUGCUGAUGGUCAAGGGAAAUUGAUCAUGGAUGCGGUUGGAAAAGAUGCAGAAGGUGAAUAUAUUUGCGUCGGUGCAAACAAAUAUGGUAAAGCUAACGGGUCAGCCCGCCUUAUUGUUAGAGAAGCAACGCGAUUGGACCCAUUCGAAAACUAUGUACAGAAUGUGCUUGCUGGCCAAAAACUAGACUUAAAAUGUGACGCAAAACAUGAUGAGCAUCUCGAUGUCACUUACGAAUGGCUUGUUGAUGGAAAACCACUUCCCGAGCAACAUCUUGAAUCAGGUCAUUAUCGCAUAGCAGAUACAAAUUCAUUAAUUAUUACUAAUCCUGCUAGAUAUGAUGCCGCUAAUUAUACUUGUAUUGCAAGAACACAUCUUGAUAAAGCUGAAAAAACUAUUCAAAUCCGAGUUGAUGAUGUGCCAAAUCCAAUUCAUUCGGCUUUCCUUUCUAAAUGUGAUGGUACAGCCCAGGUUGCUACGAUCAAAUUUGAGUACAUGGAGGACAGUGAUUUUGGUUUACCUGUGAAAGAAAUAUGGUGGGGUCCAGUUUAUUUUAUGUUAACGGCGCAAUAUCAAAUUGAUGUGGAAACUGAUGGAUCAAUUUGGCUAACACAUCCACAUCCUGCUCUCGCUGAUUCAAUUCAAGCAGUAGAAAAUAAUCAACGUAUUUUGAAAGGAUCUCUCGAUGUUUCUAUGCGACCAUUUGGAAAGUAUCAUUUUCGUGUAUUCGCCCGGAAUGAUUUUGGUGAUGGAUCGCCAUCAAAUGUUAAAGGAAUUUGCGAAACACCAGCUAGAGUGCCGGACAAGAAUCCUGAAGGCGUUUAUGUUGCUGGUUCUCGGCCUGAAAAUUUAAUUGUUUUUUGGAAGCCGAUGCCAAGGGAAGAUUGGAAUGGCCGCAAUUUCCAUUAUGUUAUUAAAUAUCGUCCAUCCGGAUCGAAUAGCGAUUGGAAGGAAGAAGUAGUCAACGAUCCAUACAGUGAUCGUCAUACAAUUGAAUUAUCCACUGAGGAGCCAUUCCGUCCAUACGAAAUACAAGUUCGCGCUGUAAACGAAUUAGGGACAUCAAAUAUUGCUCCACAAACCAUAGAAGGUUAUACAGGUGAAGGUGACCCUGGCUUUACUCCGACUGGCUUUAAAUUAAUUGAAGCUUCUUCUGAUUCCGCAGUAUUUGAAUGGGAUCCUAUUGAUCCUCAUCAAGUGCAAGGAAAUUUCACUGGCAUUAAGAUUACUCACUGGCAUGAGGAAGAUGAUGAAGAAUAUGAAAGGGAAGCGAAACGAAGGAAGCGUGCCGUAAACCAGGUUUGGUAUUCAGUGGCUAGAAGGAAACGCAAUUCAGUACCAGAUGUUGUUGAAAGUGAACGGAAGAGUGUCAUAUUUUCACCUGAUAAAAAAAAAGCAGUUGUGUUUGGUCUACGCCCAAAUAGCGUCAAUUAUGCACAAAUAUCUGUAUUAAAUGGACAAAAUGAAGGAGCUCCUACUGAACCAAUUGCAUUUAGGACCAAAGAAGGAGUGCCCACUCCAGUAAGAAACCUAGAAGUUUAUCCAAUGAAUAAUCGUGAUGCUGAAGAACGUGGAGUUGUAAUUGUCAGAUGGAAAAGGCCGAAAUUUUAUAAUGGAAUUUUAAAUGGUUAUACGAUUGAAACAUGUGCAAUAAGUGAUGACGGUAUACUCGCAAAUCGUGGAAUUUGCCCCCAAAGGUGGACUGGUGUAUAUGAGAAUUCAUUAAGAAUAACAGAUUUGGAUUAUGACAGGAGAUAUCGUUUUGUUGUUUAUGGAACCACAAAUGCCGGCAAAGGUGAUCCGAAUUCGAGAGAUGCUAGGACAUUGCCUGAAUUUGUUAAUAUGAACUUUAUUUUUUUCGUGCCGAAACUAUUAGUUUUAGUGGAACCAAUGCAGCCAGUAUUGGAAGAAAGUGGUGUUGGUGAUGAUUAUAUAAAUGUAACAUUAACGCCUGGUGAUUAUGAUAAAAGCCAAGAACGACCUGUCGGCAAUGGAAUGUAUGUGAAAUAUCGAAAGGCUGGUGAUGAUAAGUGGCAAACUGUUAAACCGGAAGGCUGGGAAUCAUUAACGCUAAUAUAUGCACUGCUUUAUUCCUUCACUGACGAUAAUUUAUCGGUGCAUAUUGGUAAUUUGGAGCCUGGGACGAAAUAUGAUAUAGCAGUUGUAUCUUUGCAGCAAGAUCCGUCUGGUUUUACGCGAGAGACUGAAUCAAGUAUUGCGCAUAUAAGUACCACUGGUGCUCCAGUGCGUAGUGCUCGGGUUUGGUGGUUGAUCAUAAUUAUGCUAGUUAUUUUGUUACUAUGUAUUAUUCUAUGUAUUGUUUGUGUUGCUGCCAGGCAAAGAGGUGCGAAAUAUCCUGUUUCUGAAAAAGAAAAACAACAAGGUAGACAACCAAUAUUGGCAACUGGUAAAGAACGUGGCUUUGGUGAAUAUAUCAAACCGCAAGAUGAUGAAAAAAAGUCUUUAACCGGUAGCAAAGCUGAAUCAGAAACUGAUUCAAUGGCUGAAUAUGGUGAUACUGAUCCUGGUCGAUUUACCGAGGACGGUUCUUUUAUAGGUCAGUAUGUGCCAAAUAAAACAUUGGUUAGUUCAUCAGGUGAUAAACCUGGAAGGGAUUCUGCAUCAACAUUCGUUUAA
Dracunculus medinensis (Guinea worm) is the source of this 3541-nucleotide messenger RNA. Lineage: Eukaryota; Metazoa; Nematoda; Chromadorea; Rhabditida; Dracunculidae. The record is from the annotation of a GenBank genome assembly.